GUCGUCAUUCGCUUCUUUACAAUACAAACUUCAGUCAUUCUUUUCUAUUCAAACUCUUACCAAUAUGAUUCUGCCACAUGCAGCUGUCCGUUCCUUGCAGGCGCUUGCGCUGAACGCGCCCCGCGCAUCUCUCGAUUCCCCCGUCAAGUGCCCAGUGGUCCUAGACGGGCGAAUCCCGCAGAACUUCACCUUGGAGGUUUUUGACACCAGUGCCAGCCCAUUCAACCCGGGAUUCACCAAGGGCCCCGCGCCGUGGUCUGAGAUCCUCUUGUUCCCGACAGUGCCGACGCCCUCGCGAUUCGACGCCUCCAAUGCGACUGGCAACUUUAAGCCCCUCGAAGUCACCAUCAAUGAUCAGUCCCUCUUCAAUCCAAGCGGCAACAGCCCGCAGCUGGGCUGCCGCCGCGCCGGACUGCUGCUUGGAAACGGCUCCGAUGCUUCGAAUCAGGGUGUCAUGACGACGCACUGGAGCUCCAUGCAAGACUCGACCCGAAAGCUGAACCUGACGCACGAGUACCUAACGUCCUUCCACGAGACGAACGACUCGGGUGGUGCGCAAUUUGCUCUGCAGAUUGGCACACCCCUCGGCCAGAAUAGCACAGCAGGCGGGCCGUCUUCAACCGACUGGAAGAUGCUGGACAGGAAUAACAGCGUUAUCUUUUCGACUGCCCUCAAGUUUGAUGUCUGGCAAAACUGGGCGGUCACCCUCGAUGUCCCCAAAAACACAAUCCAAGUCUUCUUCUCGGAAGGAAACGAUCCGCUUAAGUCCGUCACCGAGGUCCUCCCGAACAACAACGCAGGCGGCGGCGCGUUGCAGAUCGGUUUGCUCAAAAAGCCCACCGAGACCAAGACAGUUGUAAACGAUGGAUUCCAGGAGAGCAAUCUCAACGAGGGACAAAUACUGGGUGGCAUCUUUGUCGAAAACAGCGCGGAUGGGUGCGUGUCUCUCUGAGCCUUUACAAGGGGACAAUUUCGGGCGCCAAGUCUGUGAGAAGAUGGUGGGAGAGCGUUGGGGUGGAACGCUCUGGGAAUGGGCUCGGACUGUGGGCAUCCAGAACCUAGCCUCGUCCCACAAGGUGUCUUAUUGUUGCUUUUUCCAGGUGGUCCAAACGGCUCUGCAGACCAGGAACGAACCCCCUUUCAUUCUCUUCGGCUCUCGGCAUAUGGCAAUAACGCUGUGGGGCGUAAAUAAAAGCAAAAUACUCGUUAAAAUGCUGCCCACGCCACGCUUCAUGUAGGGCUUGGCGGUGCUUAGAUGAAGAACGAAGGCCGAUUUAUUUGAUUUCAUGGGAGCAUGUUACCAAGACAUUCUGCUGCAGUUUGAUCCUUUAAGGACUGUAAUAGCGUUGGGCAGAUUCCUACCCUCCAAU
Molecule: messenger RNA, 1370 nt
Organism: Colletotrichum godetiae
Lineage: Eukaryota; Fungi; Ascomycota; Sordariomycetes; Glomerellales; Glomerellaceae
Exons: 2
Coding region: 65-952 (295 amino acids)
Source: RefSeq, a predicted model, not a curated record